Molecule: messenger RNA, 1502 nt
Organism: Octopus bimaculoides (California two-spot octopus)
Lineage: Eukaryota; Metazoa; Mollusca; Cephalopoda; Octopoda; Octopodidae
Product: beta-1,3-galactosyltransferase 1
Biological process (GO): protein O-linked glycosylation
Cellular component (GO): Golgi membrane
Molecular function (GO): hexosyltransferase activity
Source: RefSeq, a predicted model, not a curated record
CUGACGAAACUGGCAUCCCUUCUUUAGGUCGUUCAAUUUUUCUCAACUAAUCAAUGAGUCUAUUGACUAAAACAAUUAAUAACAAGCCUAUCAUGACUAUGGAAAACAGCUGUAAAAAGAAAAUUCUCAUAUGGAUGACAAUAUUAAUCAUAGCCAUUUUUGUGUACACUAGUCUCGUGCUACGAAUCAAUCAGGAAACCUUCAUGGAUAUAUUUUCAAGCAGAUGGUUUACAGUCACAUACCAACAGCCACAUAAUUUCUCAUAUAUUCAUUUGACAAAUAAUUGUUCUGACUCUGUUCAGAUCCUUGUUGCUGUGUGUUCAGCCCCAAUUAAUUUACUGCAUCGAAAUACCAUACGAGAGACUUGGGGCCAAUAUGCUAGGAACAAUUCAAACUUUAAGAUGGUUUUUUUUGAAGGUGUUAAACAUAGUCCUAAUGUUCAAGAUGACAUUAAUGAAGAAAGUGUAAAAUAUGGUGAUAUUGUACAAGAGAACUAUAUUGAUCAUUAUGAAAACUUGUCUUUAAAGUCAGUUGCUUAUCUGCGUUGGGUGAGUUCUUCAUGUAGAAAAGUAAAAUUUGUGUUGAAAACAGAUGAUGAUAUGUAUAUAAAUCUUCCACUGUUAGAGAAAACACUUAUGAACAUGAAACGUUCUCGGUUUAUCAUGGGUUUAGUUUUUAAACAUGUUGCACCAAUCAGAGAUAGCUCAUCAAAAUGGUACACACCCAAAUCAAAAUAUCCAAAGAAUGAGUUUCCUGAGUAUGUCUCCGGGACUGCUUAUCUAAUUUCAGGUGACAUAGUACCAGAAUUGUAUGCAGAAUCAUUUAAUGAAAAGCUUUUCUGGCUUGAAGAUGUUUAUAUAACAGGAAUGCUUGCGAACCGAGUGAAUGCAACAAGAAUAAACAGUGGCAAAUUUACAAUUUAUAACAAACAACACACUGGCUGUGCCUACAAAAACAUGAUAAGUGGACAUCAUGUGACACCGAGAAAUAUGAAAAUUAUUUAUCAACAAUUACAAAAUGUAACUCUUGUUUGCCAUUAAUUUUCUCUUUUAAAAAUAGCAGUUGAAGCCUGCAGAAAUGAACUUAGUGCCCAGCUUUCUUGAAUAUCAUUGCAUUAUAUUCUGAGUUAACUUUAUAUUCUGGAUGAUUUCUUUCUUUCUUCUGAGCAUAUGGUUGAUAAAAUAAGUAACAGUAAUAUACUGAGGAUCAAUUUCCAGAAGUUUGCUUUGAAGCCACAUUGUUUUGGAUUUAAUCUAACAGUGGAGUAAUUUGGGCAACUAUUUUCGCUCAUUUUCUCUGAAAUAAGCUGCAUUCAAAAUGCCACAGUCAAACACUUCUUACAUGAGAAAUCUCACUAAAAAGUGAGCUGGCAGGAAGCAGGACUGUUUCUCAGAAAAUAUAGAAAAAGAUGGAUAAUAUUUCAAAGGCUCAAAUUAAUUAAUUUUCAAAAUAAUGUCCUUUGAUUACUCACAUUUCUUUCUCUUAAUUUUAGAAUAAUUAUA